UGGAGGAGAGGCUUAAGGCUUCUGUUUUCGCUUCAGUUGUGGACCCUUAUACUUGUGCAACUAGAAAGAACUUUAUGUCUUUGACACUGAUGCUAGUGCUAAAUUCAUGGACAUUGCUGACAAAGAUGAUUCAGCUCAGGGUUGGCCAGCAGGUGCGGUGAUGAGAUGGGAAAAGCAUUGAACCAAGAGCUGGAGAGUGGGGCUUCUAGUGCUGCUUGGGGCUCACUGGCCAUGAAAUAUUGGGAAGUCAUGUAGCAUGUUUUAGCUUCGAGCUUUCAUCUAUAAAAGGAUAGCCUGUGUCAUCUGUAAGGCCAUUUUAAGCCCUACAAUUUUAUAUUUUUAUAUUCUAGGGAAUUGACUUAUAUUUAUCAAAUAUUUGUUAGGUUACCCCUAUCUGCUCUGUGCAAGAUACUUGUAUGUAAAUAUCUCACAUUUCUAUAUAAAUAUCUUAAGUAUAAAUACUUUAACACCUCUGCUCUCAUGGAUCUCAAAAGUACAGUAAGGGUCAGGUAUAUUUUAGUAUACAGGCAUCUAUGAUACAAGUAGCAUCUCCUUAAAUAAAGUGUUAUAAGAGUUAAAACGUAAAGUGUGAAAGCUUGUGAAACUAUGAAGGAGACCACUGAACUUGGAAGUAAAAGGUAAAAUUGGGACACUAAAGAAUAAUCCAUGGACAAGGGGAAAAAAUUUUAAAGAGUUCAGAGUCAGUGAACAGGCUAAUUUGGGUCACAUGUUGGGAGAAAAGGAAUAUAAAACAAAAAAAUCUUGAUUAGAACUAUAUCACCAUAAUGGGAUUUGUACUUAAUUCAAGUGACACUGGGAAGGCCCCAAGGCCUUUAGAUUAGGAAAGUAACAUGAACAAGAAUGUACCUUAACAGGUAGAAUGGAUGAUUAGGCAAAAAGACCAGUGAAGUCAGAGAUUUUGUGAGACAGAUGAAAUAAACUGUCACACCCAAGCAGGUGAGGCCACUACCAGCAGGCAUGAUGGUAAAUCACAGAAGAACAAAGCCAUGUCUACCUGCACUGCCCAUCCCGAGAAACAUGACCACACUCGCACCUGCCCUAUGCUUUGGAGAUGUACAGCCACGCAGUCUCUGCCCCCAGAUUCCUCAAGGUAGUUAUCCUGCAGCCCAGAAUUCCUCAUCAGCUAAAGUGUCACAGGUGGAUAAUGAACAAUUGAAGUUAGAAGGCGAAGAGCUUGAAAGCAUUGACGCCACCAAAUUAAGCCACUUCAUCAGUAUCAACAACCUCCGCUGGGUGACAGAGUACAACUCCAUGACUGGGUCAGGCCUAUUUAAUUCCCAGAUUGAGAUUCACCUUCUUCUGAUAAUAGACAAGGCUUCCCCGGAGUAUGAAAAGAACAUGCAUCGUUACCAAGAGGCAGCCAAGCUCUUCCAGAAGAAGGUGCUCUUUGUUCUGGUGGACAGUGGUGUAAUGGAAAAUCAAAGAGCGAUAUCAUAUUUCAGACUAAAGAUGUCUCAGCUGCCAGCUUUGGCUAUUUAUCGAACUGUGGAUGAUAAAUGGGAUACGCUGCCCAUAAAGGAAGUUACAUUAGAACAGGUGCAAAACUUUUAUGAUGGAUUCCUGGAAGGGAAAUUGUUGGUAAGUGUAAGACUACAGGUUGCAAUUGCUUUUCUCUGCAUCUCUUGUUCAAUGGUUCUUUGGGCUCUACUGAGUUUAAUUAAUAGCAUAAGAAUAUGAGGAUGUGGUGUCGAGAUACUUGUGAGCAUAUAGUUAUGAGACUAGAACUAGAAAAUCAUUUUUGGCAAAGUCUUAUAGAGUAGUCACUUUCUCAUUGUUGAGACAUAAUACCUAACAUACACAGCUGGGAGGAGGAGAGGUUUAAUUUGGCCAAUGGUUUUCAGAGCGUUCACUCUAUGGCUGGUUUGUUCCAGGGCAGAAAUGGCAUGGUAAAAGCUCAUAGUGCAGGAAAGUUGCUCAGCCCAUGGCAGCCAGAAAGCAGAAAGAGAAGGAAAGAGCCAGGGACAAGAAUACGUCUUUUUAGAUCAGAUCACAUCCCCAGUGGCCAGCUUUCAGCCCAAUCCCACCUCCUAAUAAUACAUUUAGCCCUGAAUUUAAUAGAUUGAACCACUGAUGGGAAGAAUCCCCCCAUGAUGUAUUCAGCACUCCAUGAUCCAAAAACCCCACCUCUGAUUACAUGAAACUUUCAUGGACCUUCCAGAUCUAAUGUUAACUUCUUUCCUGCUCAAAGAACUCAAUUCAAGUUUUUUGACAUUUUGUUCAAGAUAUAAUGGCAAACAAACUAAAUCCCAUGUAGAAGAGUGCAUGAGAUAAAAAAUGAAAAUAAAUUUAGGACUUCCAGUGAACACAUGGUUCAGUUUUAUAAACUUAAAAACAAAAAUCAAUUCCACAUCUCACUAUCAGUGUUAUGUUGUUUUUCAGAAAGAAAGUGAUAAAUCAGAAGAAAAGACUCCAAAGGAGGAACUUUGACUUCUCCCUGAUGUUUCUGCUUAUUGCUACAUAUCUGCUUUAUAUUGACUAAAACGGGAAAUUCAAGUUUAAGAGAUACGAAACAAGAGGAUCACCAGGUCUUCCAAACACACACACACACACACACACACACACACACACACACACACACACACACAAAGAGAGAAAAAGAGAAAGAGAGAGAGAGAGAGAAAUAGGAUCUAUUUUGUUCCUUAAAAUCUCAUUGGUUUUGUUUUGCAAUUUCCUAUCCAUUCUCACUACCAUUUAAUUUUCUACUAUGCAUUCAUACAGUUUUGUCCCCUUGUUUUCUUU
Cavia porcellus (domestic guinea pig) is the source of this 2760-nucleotide messenger RNA. RefSeq names its product endoplasmic reticulum protein 27 (gene Erp27). Gene Ontology annotation, cellular component: endoplasmic reticulum. The transcript is spliced from 5 exons. Lineage: Eukaryota; Metazoa; Chordata; Mammalia; Rodentia; Caviidae. Gene Ontology annotation, biological process: protein folding; response to endoplasmic reticulum stress. The record is from RefSeq and is a predicted model, not a curated record. The coding region runs from base 979 to 1698 and encodes 239 amino acids. Gene Ontology annotation, molecular function: protein disulfide isomerase activity.